Messenger RNA from Prorocentrum cordatum, 2976 nucleotides. NCBI's taxonomy places the organism in Eukaryota, Dinophyceae, Prorocentrales, Prorocentraceae. The record is from the annotation of a GenBank genome assembly.
AUGGCCAUGCACGAGGAGAUCAAGGGUCGCGUCGAGGGGUACUUCUUGCACUCUCUCUUGGCGGGCCUGGUCACCGCGAUAACUGCCACGAGGAUCACGAGUGACAUUCUGGACGAGUUCACCAAGGACGCGACGCCGCAGGACAACGCGCUGGCACACUACAGCGACCUUGUUGUGAACCUCGCGGAUGCCGCCCCAGCCAAUUUGGAGGAACUCUACAACACAGCAGCCGUGAACAACGACUGGAGCGGCCUCCCAGCGCCGCACAGUUUCAAGAGUCCACCCCCAGCAGACACCCAGCUCCAGUUCGCUACUUUAGACGGCCAGGGCGGCGCCAAAACGACCCUCAAACACAUCGUCCUCAAGAGCCCCGAACGCAAGAUGAAGCUCGGGCCCUUCAAGGAGCUGGCCCGCGGGGCGCCGCGGAGGUUGAUUUUCGCGCAUCGGAAGAUCGGCACGAAGGUCUGGCAAUGCGUUUUCGAAGACCUCGGCGGCAAACAGUUUCGCCAACUAUCCCUCUCGCCCGAAACCGUGGCGAAGGCCACCCAGAACGCGCUGCACGAGACGAGCGACGAGGAGAUCAACGCUGGCUUCGACAACAUCACCAACGAGGCCCCGAAGUCCACGACGAUCGCAACGAGGGCAGGGGCGCCCCUCCACGGAUGGCACGUCGGCCUCGUUGAGAAGCCCCUGCGCUCUUCGGCGGCGGAGGGCGCUCUGGCGAAGAAGGAGUCCGGUAACAACGUGACCCUCUGCGACGGCCACUUCAACCUCCGCGCUCUCGAAGCCAUGACGGGGCCCAUCAACGGCAACGAUUCGCUCGCCCUCAUUGGGGGGCCCAACGUCGGCAAGACACCUCUCGGGCGCGCGUGCUUGAUGGCAAUGCGCCGCAGGAACGCGAGCGCAAACGGGUGGGAUCCCGCGCGCUGCUCCAUCCGCGCGACGUCUGAGAUCGACUUCCUGCGCGGCGAGCCAGGCGACAUUCUGAUGGGGGGGUUCGCUGACGACGGGCGCUCGAACCUCCUCCCGCCGAAGAUGGCGAAGGCCUUGCUGGACGCCGGCCAGUGCGAGAGCAUGUGCUGGGCCAAGUGGGGCGCGACGAAGUGGAAGAAGGGGGGGCCUCGGCGCAUGGCUGACCAGACCUACGGCCCGAAUGCCGAGGAGCUAGACCGUUGGCCCUCCGCGACGUUCCAGGAGUUAGCGACCCGCGCAUGCAUGCUGGCUUUCUUCAAGCGCUCUGCGUUUCUUGCGAACACGCAGGAAUACCUACACUGGCGCCCAGCAGGCACCGAGGAGAGCGAUGCGCCGCGCAUCAAUUUCAAGGGCGAGACCUUCCUGACAGCCGGGGGGGAGCGCCUGCGCCAGCUGCAGGAGGACGGCGACACGACGCCGCCCGACAACAUCGACCAGCUCUUGGAGAAGGGGCGGCCCCUCGUCGAUUCCGCCGUGGAGAAGAACCGCAAGAAGUCAUCGGACGCGGCCGUCGGCGCCUUGCCAGCCCCUUCGUUCGCCCAGGCAAAGCGAGAGCCUGUGCCCCCUGAGCGCCUGAGGUACCGGAAGCGUCUGCUCUCGGGGAUGACGCUCAACGUCGACAGCCCAUCCCCCUCCGAGCACCAUGCCGCGGCGUCGCCCUCUGCAUCUGGGCCCGCGGCCCCGCCCCGCGGCGAUCUCGACGCCCAGCUCUCGCAGAUGCUGGCCGAGGACGGGGCGCCCGCGGCUCCUACGACGCCCUCGGCCGAGGAGGAGAAUGAGGCGCGCGCCUUCCUCGGGAGCAUGGCCCAGAGUCGGCGAGCGCAUCUCGGCGACCAGGCGCCAGGGCCCACGGCGAAGUCGGCGAUGAAGUCCGCCGCGAAGGCCGCCGCGAAGCCCGCCCCGAAGACCGCCAUCAAGCCGAAGAAACGCCCGCCCACGAGGCGCCCAGAGUCCAAAUGGGAAGCCCACUUCAAGAAGCACGUGAAGAUCUCCGCCUGCGCUUCGUCUGGCAAGAUGUUAAAACCUAAAACCAAGACGAAGCUCGGUGAGACAAAAACGAAGGAGUUGCCAGGCCCCCGAUACAGCGGCAAGAACGCUGGGAAAGGGGAGACGGCGCCUCUCGCCUGCAAAACCAAGGGGGGGCGCAUUGACUUCAGAGGGCUCUGCGGCAUCGACGUGGCGAACCGGGGUCGGAUUGGCGUGGAGCUCGGGCACCUGCCGCGGAUGGAGGGCAAGAAGUACCGCUGCGGCGAUUGGACGCGCACUGGCAUGAAGGUGGGCGUCGCAGUCCAGAGCGCGGAGGGCGCGCCGAUCUCUCUCGGGGGCAACGGGAGAGCACCCGCGGGAGACGGGCUACUCGCUGCCCAUUUGGCGUGCGCGCCGCGGGCUGCGCGCCACCCGAGUCGCGGAGAUUGCACCGUGGUGCAGGGCAUCUCCAGGGAUUCCAUGGCGUUGUAUUUGGACGAGGUCCGCCGCCGCAUGGCCCAGCUCAGGUGGGAGGAACAGUCUCGCAUCAAGUUCAGGGACGGCACGCUCGUGGAGCUCGAGGAGCGCGGCAUCAGGGCCGAGCGGGCCAGCUGCAAGAAGCCGUUUGACAAGUGCAAGCCUGAGUGCCCUGGCUACCGCCUGCGCUGGAACCGCUGGCCAAUCGUGGUCGAGCGCGGCAACGGGGCCAACAUGGUUCUCAUCCAGCCCCCCUGGGGGGCGAGCAUGGCGGGCGGCGGCGGCGCGCCCCCGAGCGGGGCCCAGUGCGACGAGGCCGUCAGGAAGCACCUCGGCCGCGGUGCGAUCGCCCUGACAGACGGCGCCGACUGCUACGAGGCCUUCGCCGAUGGUGACUUGAUCUGUUCGCCCUGCUGCGACCGCAAUGAUUGCCUCGAGCGCGCGAGGGCAGCGGGGUCCGCCAAGCUAUGCCUGGGGGCGCGGCCGAGGCACGGGCGGGGCCGCUUCCGCGCCCGCUACCGCAGGCUUGUCUUGUCGCACGGCGUGGUGAGCCACAAGAAG